AUGAGCGCGCGGCAGCAGGCCAACCUCGAGGUUCUGGACGGCGACCUUGGCAUGGCGCCCUGGGGCAGGGUCAAGCUGGUCAAGAUCAGCCACGUCACCGUCGACGACUUCCUGGAUGCCCGUACCUGCUGGCUGGCGGGUGCGGACGGCUCGCUGCGGCUGCACACCACCUCGGGCGACCGGCCCCUCAUCACCUGGAACAACGCGACGGCCGGCGCGCCCGUGCUGGCGCUCGGCUGGUCUCGCUCGCGGCCCUGCGUCUUCUUCGUGCUCGACGCCGACUCAAAGAUCCACGUGUGGGACCUGAGCGCCGGCGACAUAUUCCCGGCCGAGACGGACGAGGUCAAGUCGGGCCAGGUCACCGCCAUGGACCUCAGCUACGGCGCGGAGGGCGACAAGCCCGUCACCCACCUGGCCGUGUGCACGGACGCCGGCACUGUUGAGGUACACAGGAUCUCGGAGACCUACACCAGCGCCACGGACGAGGCGGCAAGCACCGAGAUGGAGCAGUUCCUGCACUACGUCCAGAUCAUAUGAGAUGGUCGGAGCGGGACGGAACCGCAGCGGCGCGGAC
Pollicipes pollicipes is the source of this 574-nucleotide messenger RNA. RefSeq names its product cytoplasmic dynein 2 intermediate chain 1-like. Gene Ontology annotation, molecular function: dynein light chain binding; dynein heavy chain binding. Gene Ontology annotation, biological process: intraciliary transport. The transcript is spliced from 4 exons. NCBI's taxonomy places the organism in Eukaryota, Metazoa, Arthropoda, Thecostraca, Pollicipedomorpha, Pollicipedidae. The record is from RefSeq and is a predicted model, not a curated record. Gene Ontology annotation, cellular component: cytoplasmic dynein complex. Bases 1 to 537 code for a protein of 178 amino acids.